This is a messenger RNA of Notechis scutatus (mainland tiger snake), 945 nucleotides long. The record is from RefSeq and is a predicted model, not a curated record. Lineage: Eukaryota; Metazoa; Chordata; Lepidosauria; Squamata; Elapidae.
AUGGCUCCUGGCUCAGAUCUUCAUGGAAACUAUCAGGAUCCAGUGAAGGAAGUGCAAUUCUACAUCAUGCCCCUUCCUCUCAGCUCCAAGAAUGUAUGGAUAGUGGUGCUCCUGAGUAGAAUCAGCUGGACAGUAGGAAGCAUAAACUGUCCCAAGGAAUGUAUAUGCCAAUACCUAGCUGUCAAUUGCACAGGAAAACUGCUGGAAGAGUUCCCAACUACAAUUCCACUGGAUACCAGGCAACUGGUUCUGGCUCAAAACAAACUCAGCUACCUGCCCUCACUAGAGUUGCAUUUUCUCAGUGACUUGGUCUAUCUAGAUUGCAGCAGCAACACUUUAGGCAAGGAUCUGGAUUUCACUUUUGUCAGCAUGAUCAAGCUUAUCUACUUAGAUCUCAGCUUUAACAACCUCACACAGGUAACAUUUGGCACCUUUUCACAGCUCAGCAGUCUGGUGGUGCUAAAACUCUCAGACAAUCCCAGCUUGAUGGAGAUUGAGAAGGAUUCUUUUGCUAACAAUACCUGGUUGAGGCACCUAGAUGUGAGCCGCUGUAGUUUGAUGUUCAUUGAUACAAGUACGGUCAGGGACUUGCCUAAUCUGAGAAAUCUGGGUUUAGGUGAGAAUCCCUGGUUCUGCAAUUGCUCCUUCAUGGAACUAUGUAGCUGGUUAAAGGAGAGUGGCAUAACUAUCCUAGACCCUGCCAAUAUCACCUGCCACAGCCCUGUUUUUAUGCAUGGCUUGAAAAUGCUGGAAGAGGAGCAGGAAGAAUUCUACUACAAGUGCUACAUCCAUUUCAGCAACCAAGACUAUCUCUUUCUGGGGUUAGUUGGCUUUGGUAUAUUUUCUGCUGGCACUGUGUUGGCCUGGCUGAUGGGAGUAUGUGCAGUGAUUUAUGAGUUCUUAACUGCCAGAGGAGAAGAUGAUAAGGAGGAAGAGGAAACAUAG